Molecule: messenger RNA, 276 nt
Organism: Thlaspi arvense
Lineage: Eukaryota; Viridiplantae; Streptophyta; Magnoliopsida; Brassicales; Brassicaceae
Source: the annotation of a GenBank genome assembly
AUGAAAGAGAUGCAGAGCAAAGGAAUUGAGCCCAAUGCUAUCACCUAUUCCACCAUAAAUAUCCAUAUGGGCCCAAAGCAGGAAAAUUGGACCGGCUGCAAUGUUGUUCCAGAAACUAAGGACUUCUGGGUUGAGAUUGAUCAGGUUCUUUAUCAGACAAUGAUCGUGGCUUAUGAGAGGGCAGGGCUAGUUGGUCAUGCCAAACGCUUGCUCCAUGAGCUUAAGCACCUGGACAACAUGCCCAGAGAGAUUGCAAUUACCAUUCUUGCUCGAGCU